CCCGGUUCAGCCAACGAGUACAUUCCACGGGAUGCUGGAGUACAAAUGCAAACCGACACGGGUCAUGCAGCGUCAACAGAGGGAGUUGGCUUGCAACAGUUUGAAGUGCCUGAUAUUGGAAUGGAUCACCGCAAUGAAAGUGGGGAAACAUUAAAGGCAUCUACUGAAGAACUUCGGAAGGUGGUGAUAAUUCUGGAGAACAAAAAAAAUCGACGGAAUACAUAGUUCAGUUUCCCGAGGACACCGUAUGUGUCAAAUCGCCAGUCGUAUCAGCAAACUCCACUGACAUAGCAGAGGAAGAUCGUCCUAUUUUCGAGACGCCGCCCAAAGUUGGUGAGAAUGUGAUUCCCUUAUCUCAGUUUCUUUUGCCUGACGAGCUGUUUCCAAGCCAAACUCCCGAAAGAAGAAUGGUUUUGCAUCCAUCAGUAGCUCGGAACAGGCGUCCUAGUAAAUACCAAGUUUCCCCUUUUAUGGAGAAUUACGAGUCUGCUUCAGGAAACUGGUUUAAAACACAUCACUGUCCGCAUUUUUAAGAAGAAGCAUCCAUUCACGGAAGAUCCUAUCACUGGCCCAGUCGACACAUAGCUUUUUGAUAAAUACUUGGAGUGGAUUCGCAAGGGACAAGUUGUCAGGCAUGAAAAUAAAAAGAACAAUGAAGACCGUUACAGAAAGAAGAUGGCAGCUUUGGAGAAUAAUGCAGAUUAUACUUAUAAUUUUGGCAUCAUAGUAGUAGAGAACAAAAACUGGUUCUACCAGUUAUCAAUGAGUGGCCAGCCGUGGAAUGAUGAGCACAUUGACGUGAUUUUCUACUACUUGCGAAAGAAAGGAAAGUAUGACAGAAGGAGCAAUUUCAAAUACACAACAGUUGACUGUCUCUUCAUGCGAAAGGUUGAUCAAACAUAUCUUGCAUACAACAACCCAGAAACUGGACCCAAUGUAGCCAACGAAGAAGACGAUAUAUGUCAAUAUGUUAAGGGCUGCAGAUUGCAUGCAAAUGUCCCUUGGCAUUCAGUUGACAAUAUUUUUAUACCUGUCAACAUUAAAGAGGAUAAUCAUUGGAUUUUAGUCGUACUCUCAUUCAAUGACAGGCGACUUUAUGUGUACAACUCAUACCGAGGCAGCGCAGGCCACAAUGCGGUUGUUAGAAAGGAAGUACAAAAGCUUGUUGCCCUCCUGCCACAUUAUCUACACAUAAGUGGAUUCUACACUCAAAAAACUGGCAUAAAUUGGCAGAAUCAUCCAGCUAAUAUGGACAUGACACAGAAUGAGAACCUUCAAGUGGAGUAUGUAGAAAAUCUGCCGCAGCAAGACACUACCAGCAUGUACGUAUAUUUUAAUGUAUUGCAAUUUUUCAUAUACGGGGUUCAUUCUAAUAAUUCUACUUCUUUUAUACCUUACUGGGAUUGUAUCCCAGCACAAAUCGAUACAACAAUGAUCCGCACUAGGUAUGGCGCACUCCUUUGGGACUAUGCUGCACGGAAGAUCGAUGAACAUGCUAUGAGCGACAUUGAGGCGCCACCAAAACAAGUUAGGCCAGCAGUGGAUUAUGGCAAAGCUGUCAGAAUUGAUAUUACUUAG
Messenger RNA from Lycium ferocissimum, 1578 nucleotides. RefSeq lists its product as uncharacterized. Gene Ontology annotation, molecular function: cysteine-type peptidase activity. Gene Ontology annotation, biological process: proteolysis. Bases 676 to 1578 code for a protein of 300 amino acids. The transcript is spliced from 9 exons. NCBI's taxonomy places the organism in Eukaryota, Viridiplantae, Streptophyta, Magnoliopsida, Solanales, Solanaceae. The record is from RefSeq and is a predicted model, not a curated record.